CUCCCGGCUCGCGCGCGACCGCCAACCGGGCGCCUGCCUGCCGGUCUUCGCGCAGUGCGGCCCGGACGGAGAUCGCGCGAUACCUGCUGCACACACACUGCUCGGCCCCGCCGCCCGUCGCUUUUGCGGGCGAAACCGACACUCCGGUCUCACAUUUUCCGCGCCGCACAACUCCGUAGCUAUGGUCGUGCGCUAGACAGCUCGCCCGAGCGCCGACCGCGGCGCCGCCAUGGUCUAGGCUAGGAGACCCAGCGAUGACAUCUCGAGAGGCUGUGGCGCCAAUCGUUUCUUCAACUUCUCGCACCGACCACGAGGUAGAAAGCCUGGAAGAGCCUGCUGUCGCUCCGAGCACCACUCAGAAUCGCCACAAACACAAGCAGAAGGACAAGAACCAGUACAACCGUUCAGAGGGCGGCAGCUUAAGCGACAGUUCCGGAAGCCUCGCUAACCAGACCACCGGAACCAAGAGGCGCUACAACCGCUCCGAGGGGGAGAGCCUCAGCGACAGCUCGGGCAGCGCCGUCCGACAGGAGUCUUCGCCUACUUUGACGCUCAUCUCGUCAAAGACGGGGAUGUCAAAACGCAGGCAUUAG
Messenger RNA from Schistocerca serialis cubense, 593 nucleotides. RefSeq lists its product as uncharacterized. The transcript is spliced from 5 exons. Bases 255 to 593 code for a protein of 112 amino acids. NCBI's taxonomy places the organism in Eukaryota, Metazoa, Arthropoda, Insecta, Orthoptera, Acrididae. The record is from RefSeq and is a predicted model, not a curated record.